AUGUCGAAGAAAAGCCAGUUGGAAGUGGAGGCGGCAGCGAUGAGACCAACGGCAACGGAAUCGACACCCCUCGUAUCUAAAGAAGGCGUCGAUAGUGCUGACGGAGGUAAAGAUGGCGGCCCGACGAGAGGAUUGUCGGUCAGACAAACCGCUAUUUUGGUGGCCGGGGAGAUGGCGGGAAGUGGAGUACUGGCUUUACCACGUGCUCUCGUCAAGACAGGUUUGUUUACGCCUUUACUACUUGCAAUGCUUAGCGAAAAUUCAUACCUCACUUGUUCAGCGCAUCGCUACAAGGUAUAA
This is a messenger RNA of Leptosia nina, 300 nucleotides long. Lineage: Eukaryota; Metazoa; Arthropoda; Insecta; Lepidoptera; Pieridae. The record is from the annotation of a GenBank genome assembly.